This is a messenger RNA of Melampsora larici-populina 98AG31, 687 nucleotides long. RefSeq lists its product as uncharacterized. The coding region runs from base 1 to 687 and encodes 228 amino acids. The record is from RefSeq and is a predicted model, not a curated record. Lineage: Eukaryota; Fungi; Basidiomycota; Pucciniomycetes; Pucciniales; Melampsoraceae. Gene Ontology annotation, molecular function: zinc ion binding; nucleic acid binding. The transcript has 3 exons.
AUGGUCACCGUUCACGUCUUUUCCGAGCCUUCUGUUGGUUCUGAUCCACCUCCACCAACCUCAUCUCAGCCGACUCUUCCUAUUGACCUUACUUCGACACCCGAGACGUACCAAACCCAAGUCACACCACCGGGUUCCCCUUUACCACAUCCAACCACACCAAAACCACAAACCCGGGUCAACUACUAUGGAUGCUUGUCACCUGGCCCACCGGAACAUCAGCCACGAUUGUCGAAGGCACCUCGUGAACAGUCUUUCCGGAUUCAUCGUGGCAUACCAAUGAAUCCGAGUUGGCGUUAUUUACCGGAGGUGGCGAAUUGGAUUGACCAGUGCUUUCAUUGUGGUCAAUUCGGGCACCGACAAGCGCUUUGUCCUGAUCGUAAAGGUGCUCGAGCGGCUGAGCAUUUCGACGACUGGCGUCUGGUGAGGUUUGGCCCAUGUGGCCCGAAGAAGUUAUACAGUGUAAGGGCUCUUUGGCCCUCGGUGAUUGCCAUUGAAGGCCCAGUUAUUGAAACCUUGGAAGCUGAUAAUGAAGCUUCAGACGCUAUGAUGUUGGACGUACACAUAUCAACCUCUUCAAUCGACAAACCUCCGGCCAUCCCUUGGUCUACUCGUCCGAUUCCCUUGGAAUCAGCUUUGGCAGAGUUAUUUGUGGAUGCUGGUUGUGCCUGCCCUUGUCAUGAUUAA